Molecule: messenger RNA, 1419 nt
Organism: Ectocarpus siliculosus
Lineage: Eukaryota; Phaeophyceae; Ectocarpales; Ectocarpaceae
Source: the annotation of a GenBank genome assembly
AUGGGCGUGGAAGGGGCGCCGGGGACAACGGCGUCUGCACCAGCCGGUGCAGCACUGGUGCUCUCGAGGCCCAUCGACGAGGUUGUCUUGCCGCCUGGGCGAGGACUGAGGGUGCAUAGCUUGUCAGACCUGCACACCGACAGCAAGGACAACCUGGCUUGGGUAAAGUCUUGGGCGAGCUGGAAGGGGGACGGGGACGGGGACCUGGGCGAGGGCCACGAGGAUGUCCUUAUCGUUGCCGGCGACAUUUCUUCCUCCCUCGAACGAUCCGCCGAGACUCUGGAGUGCCUCAUGGAGCGGUACGAUGAGGUGUUCUUCGUGGUCGGGAACCACGAGAUGUGGACCGGUCGCCGCAAGCCGGAGGGGGGGGUCGACUCCGUCGAGAAGCUGGUACAGAUGCACGUCUUAUGCGAGAGCCUAGGCGUGAGGACCGACCCCGUGAUUUUCGCAGUGGGGGGAGAAGGAAAGAGCGGGGCGGCAGCGGAGAGGGGGACGACGAGCGAGGAGAGGGGGGGAGCAAUGGGGGGGCGGCAGGAGCUCGCGGUUUUUCCCCUGCUCUCCUGGUACCACGCGUCGUGGGACGAUGAGCCCAACCUUCCACCAGAGCUUCAGCUACGCCGCGGGGACUUUCUUCGUCGGUGGCGAGACUACUCCUACUGCCACUGGCCGGAGGACCUUUGUAGUCGCGAGGACUUCGUAACGGUUGACCGCGACGCACCGCCGGUGAUAGCAGAGUUCUUUGCUCGACAAAACGACGCCUGCAUCCAGGCGUUUCGGGCGAAGAGACCGUUGACACGUAGAGCGGCGGCAGGGGCACCGCCAAUCGGCGACGGGGGCGGGGGGGAGGAAGGGGCUGCUGCUGGCGUUGGGUCUGGGCCGUCGAGAUCGAUGUCGUCGCCGCCUACUCCGAGGAGUGGCCGUGGGGAGGGAGGGGGGGGCAGCGGUAGCAGCGGUGGCGGUGAUACUACGAAGAUUAUCAGCUUUUCGCACUUCGUGCCCCGGCAGGAGCUCUGCCCGGAGAAGCGGCUCCUGUGGGAGCCGCAGUUGACGAAGGUGAUCGGGUCAGCCCCGCUCGAGCGGCAGAUACGCGAGCUGGGGUCAGACGUGCACAUCUUUGGGCACACUCACAUCCCCAUCGACAUGACGUCGGAAGGGGUACGAUACGUUCAAUGGCCUCUUGGCACCCUUCGGGAGCAGUCGUACCGGACGAACGACAUGCGGGAGAAGGGACCCCUCCUGGUUUACUCUCACGACGGCAGCGAGGGGGGACUCAGGCCGCCCGUGCACACCUGGUGGGGGGAGUUCUACAAGGCCUACCCGCGUGACCCACACGACACCGAGAUACCGGAGAACACCUACGAGUACAUGAGGCAAAGAAUAGCGGACGGGCGGGGGCAGGCCAAAGCAUCGCCUUCCUAA